UUAAUCAAUCUUAAUACUUAUAGUAUAAGUAUGCUAAUGAAUUCAUUGCACUCGGAUGAUUCUGCUAUCUUAGCGAUUUACUUGUGCCACACUGUCCUAACAGUUGUUUGCUACAGAACAAACCCUGACCAGCGCAUGAAUAUUUCUGACCGAUUUUCAUGUUUUGUUUCGUUUUCGCGUUUUGUGCACACGUAUUUUUUUCUAUAGCCAAUGAUAAUUAAAGCGAGCCACAUUAAAAUGUGGCACUAUUGAAAAUAUAAUAUGAUUACACAAAAGAUGUGGUGCUUUGAGAAAAUCCAAAGGACUUACUAUCAGUACGUCAAAUCAUUACUACGUAAUCAAUACUAUGUAAACAACAACGUACCUUCGUCAGAACUCGCAUCCUCGCUAUGCUGGCGAUGGUUUAAAAGAGAUCGAUUACAUAUAUUACUGAGCGGAUGUACUUUUGAAAAAUCGUGCACGGAUCCUUGCAUUCAUCGACUGUACACCGUUAAAACUAUUAAAAACAACGACAGCGAUAUGGCAAAGUGUAUUGAUGGAAAACAAAUAGCAGCAGAUAUUCGUAACGAAUUGAGACAACAGGUCAGCAGUUGGAUAGCACAAGGAAAUCGUUCUCCUCAAUUGACGGCAAUAUUGAUAGGUGACGAUCCAGCUAGCGCUACAUACGUAAAUAAUAAAAUGAAGGCUGCAGAAGAUGUUGGCAUCAAAAGUGUCACGGAAACAUAUGGGAACGAAAUCACGGAGGAAGAGUUGAUCAAUCGUAUUUACCAAUUGAAUGAAGAUGAUGCUGUUGAUGGUAUUCUAGUACAGUUGCCUAUACCUGGCCAUAUCAACGAACGUAAAGUAUGCAACUCGGUUUCAUGCGACAAAGAUGUCGAUGGUUUUAAUGAACGUAAUGUUGGACGCCUGUGCCUUGACAUGAACACAUUGAUACCAUGCACACCGCUAGGAGUGCAAGAGCUUUUAAAAAGAGCAAAUAUUGAAACUUUUGGAAAGAAUGCGGUAGUGGUGGGCCGAUCGAAAAAUGUUGGAAUGCCUAUUGCUAUGCUGCUACAUGCUGAUGGACGUAAUGACACGUGUGCAAUGGAUGCAACGGUUACGAUAUGCCAUCGGUUCACUCCUCCAGAUGAGUUGAAACGAUUCUGCCGCAGUGCUGAUAUUAUAGUUACCGCUACUGGCGUUCCUGGUCUAAUUAAGGCGGAUAUGGUAAAAAAGGGAGCUACUAUCAUUGACGUAGGAAUCACAAAAGUGAUAAAUCCUGCUACUGGAAAAACGAAACUGGUUGGUGAUGUGGAUUUCGAAGAAGUAUGCAAGGUCGCGGGAUAUAUCACACCAGUUCCAGGAGGUGUUGGUCCCAUGACGGUGGCAAUGUUGAUGAAAAAUACCUUCAUUGCGGCAAUGAAUUUAGCGAAAACGAGAAUUCUUAACUGAAACCUGUUUGUAGCUAUUAGAGCUGGGUUGGCUCCACUUUGUGAACCGUUGGUAAAAAAUGUACCAACAGUAUACAGUGAUGUAUGCAACAACUGUUACUAAGUAACUCUAGUACGCACAACUAAUGUUCUAACUGAUCAAUAUUGUUGUACAGUAUUUUGCCCGAAAAAUCCUUAUCAAUCGCAUUAUGGAAAUAAAAAAAAUUAACUGUAAA
Messenger RNA from Anopheles aquasalis, 1645 nucleotides. It is a transcript of the gene Nmdmc, whose product is annotated as NAD-dependent methylenetetrahydrofolate dehydrogenase. Gene Ontology annotation, molecular function: methenyltetrahydrofolate cyclohydrolase activity; methylenetetrahydrofolate dehydrogenase (NADP+) activity; methylenetetrahydrofolate dehydrogenase (NAD+) activity. Gene Ontology annotation, cellular component: mitochondrion. The record is from RefSeq and is a predicted model, not a curated record. NCBI's taxonomy places the organism in Eukaryota, Metazoa, Arthropoda, Insecta, Diptera, Culicidae. Gene Ontology annotation, biological process: tetrahydrofolate interconversion.